ACCCCCAUGUGCCCCUGAGUAACUUGCAAUUUUGCUUCUCCUUUAAAUUUCCUGUGUGGCUGGGUACUACAUUUGCCACUACCACCAUCACCAGCAGCGCUGCUUCUUGAUGUUGUGGUCGGGAAUACGCAUGCGCCCGGCAUUGGAAUUACUGCACUGGCAAGAAUAAGUUGGACCUCGUCUGUCUUCACUAAAAGAAAAAUACACAUAACAUAAGUAUGUCAGUGUUCAGAAUAAGAAGAAUGGGGUGUUUUUGCGUCUGGUUGCUCCCUCUCGUAGUGACUGUGGUGUGCGCCCAAAGUGUUGGUGACCCUAGCAAUAUGUCUUUGGUUAAAGAAACGGUGGAUAGACUGUUGAAAGGUUAUGAUAUACGAUUGAGGCCAGAUUUCGGAGGUCCUCCUGUUGGAGUGGGAAUGAAUAUAGACAUAGCCAGCAUAGACAUGGUAUCAGAAGUCAAUAUGGACUACACAUUGACAAUGUACUUCCAGCAGGCCUGGCGAGACAAACGGCUGUCCUACACUGAAAUCCCCCUCAACCUGACCUUAGAUAAUCGGGUGGCUGACCAGCUCUGGGUCCCUGACACAUACUUCCUCAAUGACAAGAAAUCAUUUGUCCACGGUGUCACAGUGAAAAAUAGAAUGAUCCGACUGCACCCAGAUGGCACCGUACUGUACGGUCUAAGGAUCACUACCACCGCUGCUUGUAUGAUGGACCUGAGAAGGUAUCCAUUGGAUGAGCAAAACUGCACACUCGAGAUAGAGAGUUAUGGUUACACUACAGAUGAUAUUGAGUUCCACUGGCGAGGAGGAGACAAUGCUGUGACGGGGGUGGACAAAAUUGAACUUCCCCAAUUCUCCAUUGUGGAUCAUAAGCUCAUCUCCAAGAAUGUCGUCUUCUCCACAGGUGCUUACCCUCGUCUGUCCCUGAGUUUUAAGCUGAAAAGAAACAUUGGGUACUUCAUCCUGCAGACAUACAUGCCUUCUAUACUCAUCACCAUCCUCUCCUGGGUCUCCUUCUGGAUCAACUACGAUGCAUCUGCCGCCAGAGUGGCUCUCGGUAUUACCACGGUGCUCACCAUGACUACCAUUAACACCCACCUGAGAGAAACCCUCCCCAAAAUACCCUAUGUCAAGGCAAUAGACAUGUACCUCAUGGGCUGCUUCGUCUUUGUCUUCUUGGCUCUGCUGGAGUAUGCGCUGGUAAACUACAUCUUCUUUGGACGGGGCCCUCAACGUCAGAAAAGGGCAGCAGAGAAACUUACUACUGCCAAUAACGAAAAGAUGAGGAUGGAUCCAAACAAGUGGCUGGUGGGGAGUGUAGUUGGCAGAGAUGACACUCUGUAUGCAAGAAUGAAACAAAGGGAUCUUGAUGGUCAUGACUCGAUGUGGGAACCAAUCUUUGUGGAUGAUGCAGCAAUUGGACUUGGCGAUCAAAAAAAUAAGAUGGACCAACAUGAAAACAUACUUUUGGGCACUCUGGACAUAAAGAACGACAUGGGCGUUUCAGAGCUGGCUUUGGGUCUCAAUGACCCACGAAAUACCAUGCUGACAUACGACAGCUCAACUCUACAGUACCGUAAAGCAGGGCUGGCAAGGCACAACUUUGGCCGAAACACACUGGAGUGCCACAUGACUCGAAAGAAGAGCCGACUACGGAGGCGCGCUUCACAGCUAAAGAUCACAAUCCCAGACUUGACUGAUGUAAACUCUAUUGACAAAUGGUCGAGGAUGAUCUUCCCAACUGUCUUCUCCUUCUUCAACAUUGUUUACUGGCUUUACUAUGUUAAUUAAAAGAAACAAAGGACAUCAGUAAAGGCAAGACCAAAUAAGCAAAAUAUGUUGCUCAUUUGUUGUUUGUAUCUGAUGUGUUUCAUUUUCAUGUGAUUGCAUACAACUGGACUGAAUUACUAUAUUCAGGACUGGAUCUAUCAUAUCUAAUACCGCAUUUGCUGGCUAACACGUGGAAACCUUAUAGAAGAGAGAUUACAAUCAUAUAAGGUGCCUGUUACUGAGAAGUUGUUUAAUUAUAAAUAUUUUAUGAAUUGUGUUUUGCCAUUUUUUUUUAUUUGUUUGCAUAGUUUUUAUGUUUUAUUUUGUUACAUUUACAACAUACAUAAUUCAUUGUCAUAUUUUAAUGACCGUUUAUUUUCAGUAACACUACUUUAAAAGUGUUGAAGCAUGUUUCAGGUCAGCAGGGUUUUCUAAUAUUAAUUAUGUCAAAGACACAAAAUGUUAGUUAAUUUCUUACUAAUAUAAUAAGGGCCUAAGGUUUACAAUUCACACUAUCAUAUGUUGUGUAAGAAAUUUCAAUGCAGCGUUUUCUACUUUAAUAUACUGGGUGUACUAAUUUAUUUCUAAGCAUUUUCUCAGUUCAAAAAACAUUUUAAUAGGGUGGAAUUAAGUAACAACUAACAACAUUCCAAAACUCAGAUUGCACUCAAGAUGCCUGUUGACAGUCAGACACAGUAUUACGUAAAGAAUCAUAAAGCUAAUACAGACAAUUUGGAUUGUCAUUAUUAUAUAUUGUGUCAAACAGUUAAAAGAGAGUAAAGAACAACAAGAGAGAAAUAAGUAAGAAAGAAAAUAUAAAAUUGUAAUCUUAAGCCAAACUGGCAUUUCGUAAAUUUUAAUAUUAUUAACAUUCUAACCCAAAGCACAUAUAAACAGUAUGGAUGUCUUUGGGGAUGACUGUGUCUGAAUAACGUAGUUUAGUCUUUAACUGUAUAUGUACAUAAAUAUCACUAGUAUGGUACUUAUCAUAGGAAUAAUAUGAUCUACAAAAUGUCCUUUUCAGCUCUCGAUUCUCACUUUCUAGGAUACAUAUUUACCACAUGGUUAAAACAAAAGUUCACAAUUGCUGAAAAGGCACGUUAUCAGCUAUGAUAAUUAUUUUUAAGGGUUCAGCAGAGAAAGGGAUGAUAAGGAUUACAGGGCUUCAUUGGUCCACACACAGAUCAGAAUGCAUAUAAGCACAAAAAAAACUUCAAUCAAUUUUCUAUGCAGAUGGUUUUCUCCUUUUGUUGCCAAUAAGUUUAUAUACUGUGUCUGCCUCCCAAGCCAGAUUAUUAUAAUUAUCAUUGAUUUAAUACCUUUUAGUCAUGAAUUGUUUCCUGAUUGAAAAAUGGGUUGAUGUUCAUAGAGAACAUAGCCGUAAAUCCAAAAUUGACAUAUAAUAGAUAAUUACAGAUUGUUUACUCAUGAUGCUGUGCUUUUGACUCAAUGUACACAAGGAAGAUUUUAUAAAAGAUUUUGCACACAAGUUGUUUAAAGUCAUAGAGGCUGUACCGUCGUUCUUCUUAUACUUGGUGCUGAAGGGGGCUGUCUUGAGAGAACCUUUAUUGUUAUGACUACAAUCACACUUUAUGUUUCAGUUACCACAAGUUCAAAAUACAACUAGGGCUGGAAUACACAGUAGUGUCAUAUCCCCCCCCAUAGAUUUGCCACACAGUCUUUUUGAAAUAACUUUGGGGUUAUGACCUAAUUUUCACAUACACAAAGUACCAAAUUAUUCAUCAAAGGAGUUAAAAGUUGCUGUAAGUGACAAAGGCUCAUAUGUGAAAUUGUACCUACAAGAACAUUGCUGAAGACCUAGGAAGGAAGACUCCAAAUAAUUUUCAAAAAUCACACUAGUAACUCUUGCUUUUGUCUCACAUGGUUCUUUUGAGUCAACCCGAAACAACAAAUAACUGACACAAAGGGUUACUUUCUCCUGGUAUGCCAAAAAAAUUUGAUUGCGAAGGUGAGAGUGAACACUUAAACAUUAAUAUGCUAAUUGUUUAACUAAAACGUAGCCACAUACAGUUUUGUCUUACUGCAUGCUCUGUACAGUAGUAACUCCUUAAUAUUGUUUUUUUUCUUCUUUCUUACUGAUUUGUUUCAUUUCUUUUGUGCUUUUGGUGUUUAAGUCACCCCACAAAUGAGCAUACAUAGGUCUAUAAUUACAAUUUGUAAAGAGUGUUUGAUUGGUAUUUAAUGUUAAAGAUGUUAUAACAAAUACUUACAUUUUUCAACAAAAAAAAAGAAUUUACGUAAAAGUUACAACCAUUUUAAGAAUGACACAAUGAUGCAUUUUUACAAGCACUGCCCAACAUUGUGCAUAGUUCUAACUUACAAUAACCAUACUGGUGUUCACAUGUUACUUAUCAAAAUGAACCAUUUUCCCAUUGUGUUGAUCUAUGUAUUGGAAAAAAAGUAAAUAUAUUUUAUUUUGGGAGUUUUAAUAGCUUUGGUUAUGUCAAACAAAAUUUCUUAUCUUUCUUGUUUUUAAUGUUUAUUUAUUUUUAAGUAAAUUUGCUAAACAAAAGCAAAUGGAUCCAGAUAGAUUCUGAGAUUUACCAAUAACCUGAUUAUUGUGGAUUUUUCUAUAGAUGAGGAUAAGUUGAACUGAAAUUUGGGAUCAUGUUGUGAACAACACAUUUAAAUAAGUAUGUACAUAUCAGAUAGACUAAUAAUGAUCAAUUGGAACAUAUAUUCCUGUAAAUAUAUACCUGAGCUUUCAACAGAAAAUCAAUUUACAUUUUCAAUUUAAUUUAUACUGUUAUGUUAAGAUGAUGCAAAAGCUGAUGUGAAACAAUGUAAAUAAUCUAUUUUACAGUCAAUUGAUCACUUUCUUUGUUUUUUGUUUGUCAAAGCACACUUUUUUGGUUUUGCCAAAAUGUACCAUAUAUUCAUGAAUGUAGUUGAUAUUCUCUUACAGCAUGUAUUUGCUGUAAUGUGUCAGCAAAAGUAAUACAAUUUGUUGCACCAAUGAUCAGUUAAAUACAUCUUAAUGUACAACUUUUCAAACACACACACACACACACACACACACACACACACACACACACACACACACAAACACACACACACAAACACACACACAAAGGUUCAAGUGAUAAAGUGGCUAGUGAUGCCUUUGUAUCAGCCAGAAAGUCAACCAUCUCAGGUCAGCACAAUUCACACUACUAACAACAUAACAACCACAUACUACAAUUUCAAUCCCAAGAACUGUACUUCAGGAAAAGUACCUUAGUGAUCUUGUUUCUGUAAUGUGUUUGCUUUCUCUGUUUACUGUAAGACAAGUCCCAUAAUGCUGUACACAUUAAAAGUACUAUGGCACACUUGUUCAGCAUUUGCAGAAUCUGAACACCUAAAAUAUUUUAAGUCAUUAAGGUACUAAAUCCACCUCAGCCAUAAAAAUGUCUCAACCUACCUAAUAUACAUAUAUUUCUUAAUCUUCAGAAUAAUACUUUAUGUGGUAUGACAUGGUGUAUUUAAGUAUGAGUGUGUAGUGGAUGUAUGUUGACCAGACAGUGUUUCCAAAGCACAGCGGCAACUGGCAUCAAUGGUCUGCUUCAUAAGUUCUACACUUUGAAUAUGUGCUUGUACUUCACAGCGCUUUUAUGUUUCAUAUAUUUUUAUACUUCUAUACUCCUGUGUAAAAAAAAAGUAUUACUGCAGACACUGUCGUUUGGCAUAACCUUAUAAAUCAAAUUUUGGCAAUUUUCACAUUUAUAUACAGAAUGAUUACGUUGUUCUCUGGGGAUCCUGGAAACUUAAUGACAUGUCUACUUACAAAAUCCUGUCAUCCCUUGUAUAAAGUUGAAAAAAUACAUGGUUGUACAUGGGUUGAAAAUGGCUUUUUAUCUCUUCAUUCCUGGAAAGUAAGUUUUUUGGGAAAUGCAAGGUUUUCAUCAGAGAGCGGAGUCUUCUCUGGAGAGCAAGGACAGACUGACAUCCUAAAAGCCUAAAUGACACAUCUUGGUGACAGUGUAUGUUUGCACACACUCACAAAAGAAGCCUUAGCCUCCUGCUGCCCUGGACUCCACUCCAAGGAGCAUUAAUCCUUCUUUCCUUCUCAACACCCUCCACCUUGAAAAAUCCUUGUAUGUGCCACUCACAAGAACAUUCCCAGAAACCCAGAGCUGUACCCUUCUCAAAGAUAAGCCCUGUAAAAGUCAGUGUCUGUCUUUACUAUGAAAAACCUAUUGAAAUGAAUAAAUUGUCAAUAAAUAUUGUAUACAGUUCUAA
Etheostoma spectabile (orangethroat darter) is the source of this 6008-nucleotide messenger RNA. It is a transcript of the gene gabrb2b, whose product is annotated as gamma-aminobutyric acid type A receptor subunit beta2b. The coding region runs from base 219 to 1790 and encodes 523 amino acids. Gene Ontology annotation, molecular function: extracellular ligand-gated monoatomic ion channel activity; GABA-A receptor activity. The record is from RefSeq and is a predicted model, not a curated record. The transcript has 10 exons. Lineage: Eukaryota; Metazoa; Chordata; Actinopteri; Perciformes; Percidae. Gene Ontology annotation, biological process: monoatomic ion transmembrane transport. Gene Ontology annotation, cellular component: membrane.